This is a messenger RNA of Apus apus (common swift), 2701 nucleotides long. Its product is annotated as epidermal retinol dehydrogenase 2-like. The coding region runs from base 172 to 1089 and encodes 305 amino acids. The record is from RefSeq and is a predicted model, not a curated record. Gene Ontology annotation, cellular component: lipid droplet. The transcript has 7 exons. Gene Ontology annotation, molecular function: oxidoreductase activity, acting on the CH-OH group of donors, NAD or NADP as acceptor. NCBI's taxonomy places the organism in Eukaryota, Metazoa, Chordata, Aves, Apodiformes, Apodidae.
CCGCCGGGGCGGGCAGCCGGGAUAAAGGCCGGGCCGCCCCGCCCUGCCCCGCUCUUGACUCUCCGCGCCCCUCGGGCCGCUCCGGGAGCCGCUGCGCCGCGCCGGGCAGGCGGAGGAGCCCUCGCCGUCCCUCAGCCCCGCAGCGCAGGCAUCUGAACAGAUAGUCUCAAGAUGAACUUCUUCCUGGAAACACUGAAGGUUAUUGGACUUUCUUCUUACUACUUUCUGGAGUCGCUAGUCUUCUUGAUCGUGCCCAAGCGAAAGAAGAAUGUCAGUGGUGAAAUUGUACUAAUAACAGGAGCGGGCAGUGGCAUUGGAAGAUUGUUAUCUUUGAAGUUUGCCAGCCUUGGAGCCACAGUGGUUCUCUGGGACAUUAACCAGGAGGGGCUCAAGGAGACAAGCAGACUGGCCAAACAAAACGGGGCGGUGAGAGUGCACUGUUACAUCUGUGACUGUAGCAAGAGGGAAGACAUCUACAGAGUAGCUGACCAGGUUAAAAAAGAAGUUGGUGAUGUUACCAUCCUAGUGAACAAUGCUGGUAUAGUAACUGGGAAGACUUUUCUUGAUUCUCCAGAUCCACUUGUGGAAAAAACCAUGGAAGUGAACAUAAUGGCACACUUCUGGACUUACAAAGCCUUCCUCCCAGCAAUGAUGGCCUCUAACCAUGGACACUUGGUUAGUAUUGCAAGUUCGGCGGGACUUGUUGGAGUGAAUCGUCUUUCUGAUUACUGCGCAAGUAAAUUUGCAGCGGUUGGUUUUGCGGAGUCAAUUCAUUUAGAGAUGAGGAAUCUGGGAAAGACAGGUGUGAAAACCACAAUUGUGUGUCCUUUUGUCAUAAACACAGGAAUGUUUGAUGGCUGUAAAAGCAAGUGGCCAAAUUUGCUUCCCAUUCUGGACCCUGAGUAUGUGGCCGAGAAGAUAGUCACAGCUAUUCGACAGGACCAAGUAAUACUGGUGCUGCCACGCUUUGGUUAUUUAGUCAUGAUUCUGAAAAGUAUGCUACCAGUGAAAACGGCUCUUCUCUUUGCGGACUACUUUGGAAUCCUAAAUCUCAUGGAUAACUUCAAAGGACGAGCAAAGAAAGAGUGAAAAUGCACAAAAUUCAGAGACCAGCACCUCUCAAGUGGGCCUUGUUAAAGGUGGUGGGAAUGGUCUGCUUCUUCAGCAGCUGUGAACUCAAGGUGCCUCACUUCUCAUUAGUAACCAUUUUAAAGGUUAACCAACAGCUUUCAUUUGAAUUAUUGUUUUUGCCUCAUGCUGGAAGUAUGGUAAUUGAAAUUAAUUCCUUUAGUUCUGUCUGUUAUGGUGCCUUAAAUAUGAUCCUUCAUCACAAACUACUAACUGGCAGCUCUGGGGGAAGAAGGGACCAGGAAACCAAAUGUAUUUGGCAGGGAGCCAGGAAAGCCUCUAGUGGCCCUGGCUUCUCAGUGCUGUUCACUGAACCAUGAGGAGGGGCUGCACAACUGGUGCCAUUAGUGUUCCCUGGUAAACUCAGUCGUUCAGAAGUUUCCAGAAACAUCAGGUUAUAGAAAGGGAAAUUUUGUGAAAUGAAAAUAUGCUGUGUUGGUGCAAAACCAAUGAAAUAUAUGCGGUUUUGGCGGUGGUGAUCUGGGGACUCACUGAUGACUAUGGAUGUUGGGGUGGGGAGGGGGAAGGAUGUAAAUGGUGUGUUUGUGCUGCUAGUCUACUUUUUGUCUAAUUUAUUUUAAAAGUUAAUACUAUGGCUGCAACUUAGUAGCAUAAAUCUUUGUAUCUUUUAAGUGCAAUGUUUUAAGAAUAAUUAAAAAAAAAAAAAAAUCAUCUCUUAAGUAAAAGACACUUGUUGUCCUAAAGGGUGAGACUGCCAGCCUGGGUGUGCUAUCAAGCAUCUUGCCAAGUAAGACAGUGAGUUACCAAGAGCAAAGGCAUUGCACUGCAUUAUCAGGGCUUUCCUUGGGAUUGCUUCUCAAGGGAAUGGUGCUGAUAGAACUGGAGUGAAUGGGAUCAUUACAGCCAUAGCUUAAGUAACAGCAUUUUGUUUUGCUUCUCUGAAUUGAGUGGCAGGUUGCCUUGUGUCUACAGAGUCUUCUUUUAGGACUACCCAUUUACUUUGGACACAUGCUGGGGCAGCCUUGCCCUUUUUGACAAUGGUUGCUUAGAAAGCUGAAAGCCCUUUGACUUUUGGUAAAUGCAAAACAAGAAACAGGAAGAUUAUACCUGAAAUGUAUGCCAUUUAGACAGGUGCUGGCUAAGCCCACCUCAAGUCACAGUGCUCUGCUGGCAGUUUGUAACACCUGCAGACUAAGACUAAAAUGCAUUAGCAUGCAAUUAAUUGAAGGACAGUAUGGAGAAAAGGGUGAGGAUUUAUUUUUUUCCCCACACUGGCCUAGAAACUACCUUCAUUUGCCUUGUCUAUGCAAUUAGGGAGGUUUACCAGUGGAGAAAGGAAUUAUGUAGGUCUGCUUUACUACUGGUGAGCAAUAAAUGCUGAGUAAAACAAGUGUGUUAAGAAUGGCCUUUUAUGAUGGGCUGAUGAGAGCUGGAAUUCAGACUGAUGAAGAAAAGGUUUGUCUUAUUGUCCCUUCAGAUCUGCUUCUUUUUCUACCUCACAAAUUCUGCUCACUUACAGUAUGCUUCAGGAAAUUGAAGUUGCUAAUGAGAAAAUGUGCUGUCCAAUACGUGCAUUGCACUGCUUGCUGGAAAUAAAGUCAAUCACUAAUAA